CUUCUUAUUCCUUCACUUCAUUUCUAUACAUUUGAAGCAAAUCAUUUUGAUAUAUUUGGAUCUUAAUCAACAGCAAUAACGUCACUGAAAUCGACUGAUUCUUUGCCAGUUUUGGUAAACUGCGUUAUCACCACGAACUCUUCAUCAGUAGCUGCUAAAUAGUAUCAUGUCUAUACCAAUUGAGCUUGCUCACUUACAAAUCCCACUUGAAGAGAUACUAAAGGCCACCAACAAUUUUGCUGAUCAAAAUAUUAUUGGUCUAGGUGGAUUUGGACGAGUUUAUAAAGGAAAGCUAUUUUGGCAAGGCCAUUUGAUCAAGAUCGCUGCAAAGAGGUUAGAUCGGUCUAGAAGCGGAGGUGACAUUGAGUUCUGGACGGACAUUUCUACUCUUUAUAGUCUUAGGCAUAGAAAUGUGGUGUCGAUUGUUGGGUUUUGUGACGAGAAUCAUGAAAGGAUUAUUAUAAGCAAGUAUGAGAUCCAUGGAAGUCUGGAUAAAUAUCUAAAUGAAACAAGUACCUUGACAUGGAGUCAACGCUUGCGCAUAUGUGUUGAUGUUGCACAUGCAUUAAGCUACAUCCAUUAUGAUGAGAGGCGUGAUUUUAGUGUGAUACAUCGUAACAUCAAGAGCUCUAAAAUAUUACUGGAUGACAACUGGGAACCUAAGAUUACUGGAUUUAACCUUUCUUUGAAAGUUCCAGCAUCGCGAAGGAACCGUCUUCAUCUCAGUUCUCCUUGUGGUACACCGGGGUAUGUGGACCCAACAUAUUAUAAGACUGGAAGGGUGACACACAAGUCAGACUUGUACUCCUUUGGGCUGCUACUAUUUGAAGUCAUGUGCAAUAAGAGAACACGGAUCGCGGAUAUGGAUGAGGAUCAUAGACAUUUAGGUUCGAUAGCCAGAUCGCAUUAUGAAAAGGGAAAACUGGAUGAAAUCAUUGAUCCGGGUAUAAGGAAACAGAUGGACCGAGAGUCUCUAAACAACUUCUCAGAAACAGCAUAUCACUGUUUAAAGAUGCGACGAGCAGAACGCCCAAAUAUAGAUCAGAUUGUUUUAAGACUUCAAAAGGCGUUGGAGCUUCAGCUGAAAAGUGAAAAUCUUGAACACUCCACAGUUAACACUGAAGUUGAAGGGACAUCACCGGAUAGCCAGAAGUGGAAACAUUUAGAACACUUGAGGAUUGGACUUGAUGAUAUAAAGGCGGCCACCUGUAAUUUUGCUGAAACAUAUCGCAUUGGGUCAGGGGGAUAUGGUAUGGUGUAUAGAGCAGAACUUGAACAUUUUGAUAACGUCAAUUCUAUGGCAGUGGAAGGGAAUAUUAACUGUGAACUACCCAAGAAACGCAGUCUUGUGGCAAUAAAACGCAUCUUAAAUAGAGAAGACAAACAAGGAGAACAAGGGUUCAUAGCAGAAGUUGAAACACUUACUGGCUGUAAGCACCGCAACAUAAUCUCUCUUCUUGGUUUUUGUGACGAAAGUUCUGAGAUGAUCCUCAUCUAUGAGCAUGCUUUUAAUGGAAGCCUUGAUGACUACUUGGGCAACAUUGCUAACAUGACUAAUCUUAUAUGGGCGAAACGUCUACAGAUGUGCCUUGAUAUAGCACAAGGACUGAAUUACCUACACACAAAGGACGUACAGAGGAUAAUACACCGAGACAUAAAAAGCGAUAAUAUUCUGUUGGACCAUAACUGGGUAGCAAAGAUUGCUGACUUUGGGCUUUCCAAAUUUGGUCCAGGCUCUCAACAAGUUAGUUAUCUUGAGACUAAUGUUGCAGGUACAAAUGUUUACAUAGAUCCAGAAUAUAUGGUUACACGCAAGUUGAAAAUAGCAACAGAUAUUUACUCUUUUGGGGUGGUUUUAUUCGAGAUCUUGUCUGGGAAGCUGGCCUAUGAUCCAUUUUACAUACAGAAAAAUGAUAAGGGACUUGCACCUAUCGCACGACAACACUUCGUUAUGGGAACACUAAUGGAAAUGGUAGAUCCUAAGAUAAAGGAAGAAGUUGAUGAAAACACUUUUACCCUUACUAAAGGACCCAAUCAAGAUUCUCUGGACACUUUUUUUAAAAUCGCAUAUCAAUGUUUGGCUGAAACUCAAGCCCAACGUCCAACAAUGAAAACCGUCAUCAUGGAGCUUGAGAAGGCAUUAGACUUUCAGGAAAACCGCAAAGACAACCUCCAAAUAUCACUCCUAGACAUAAAAUUAGCCACACAAGACUUCAGCCCUAACAAAUUGAUUGGAAAAAGGGUAUUUGGAGAAGUAUACUUUGGAGAAAUCGAACAUGCUAAUGGGCGUACCUCUUUUGUUGCAAAGCGGCUAAAUAGACAUUUUGAUUUCCAAUUUUUUAUUGAACUUGAAAUUCUUUUCGAGUAUAAGCACCAGAAUAUCAUUGGUCUUGUAGGAUACGUUAACGAAGCCGGUGAGAAAAUCAUUCUUUACGAGCAUGACUUUGCACCAGAUGGGAGUCUUGAUAUGCAUGUGAAAGAUGUUAGUCUUACUUGGACAAAACGACUUAAGAUAGGCAUUGAUGUUGCUAAUGGGUUGAAUUUUCUCCAUGGAGGUGUUGUAACACAAGAUGUGGUGAUACAUAAGGAUAUCCAGAGUGGUAACAUUCUACUAAAUGGUAAAGGGAAAGCUCUAAUUGCAAACUUUGGGGUUGCCAUAAUAAUGCCAAAAAGUAAAGAGAUUGACUUUGUUGUCGAGAAUGCUUCCGGUUCAAUGGGUUACAUUGACCCCCUAUACUUGCAAAAAGGUUUCUUAUCUAGAGAAUCUGAUAUAUAUUCAUUUGGUAUCGUUUUAUUCGAGCUCUUGUGUGGGAGAAUGGCAUGUGUUCCGGGGUUCCCACCCAGCUAUCUAAGUUCUUUGGUUAUAAGCCACUACAAAGAAGGAAAACUUGAUGAACUGGUGUUUGAGGGACUAAGGGAACAAGUUGUACCAAAAUCACUGCUUACAUUUCAAAAAAUUGCCUACCAAUGCUUACACAAAAACAGAGAAGAACGGCCAACAGCAAAACAGGUUUCAGUACAACUUAAGAAAGCAUUGGAAUUCCAAGAGGAUCAUGAAAUAUGGGAGCCAAAACUACCUAGAGACUACUUAGAAAUAAUUCAGUUGUCAAAAACCCCUGACGUGUUUUACUCUGUUGAAAAGAAGAAAGAUCUUUAUGAUAUGCUCUCCAAAGGAAUCCUCAUUCAAGAUGGAAUAGUGUGGUUUUCUUUAAGCAAUAAUGGAGAUAAGAAUGAAAUGAUAUCAGCAAGAAUGUUUUCCUAUGAAAAUCCUACAUCCUUAAAGUGGAAAUCUUUAAAAAAUUCAAGGUUUCCAGUAGUGGUGAAGAUGAAGAACAUUUCAGACCUGCAGAUCAAAAUCAAUAUAAAACCUCAGUUUUUAUCUCCAAGUGUGAUUUAUGGUGCAUAUCUUAUAUUUAAGUUUUGUGAUCCACGAAAGUCUUCAAAUCAACCAGUAUAUGUGAACCUCAAGUUGAAAAUGGGGAGCAAAACCUUAUAUGCAUACUUCGCUAGAUGGAGAGAGGAUGGAUGGAUGAUGACAGAAUUGUGGCGAUUCUUGCAUUACAAAGAUAAUGCAGUAUUUGAGGUUAUUUUAGAGAGUUUUUCACGAUACUACUGCGGAAGUGGUGCAAUCUAUGUUGAAGGCAUCGAGUUUCGAGCCAUCCAUGAUUCAAGUUUGAAUCAAUUGACUGUUGAUUCUAGCAUAAGAACCAAACACGAACAGGGUGAAAAGUUUAUGACUUCAAAAACAGAUGAAAUCAGAUUGCAGACACUUUAUGUCUUCAAAAACAAACAACACCUAAGCAAACCAGAAGAAAAUAAGUCGCUCAUGUUUCCAGCUAGUAUGGUUUUAGAUGACUCUUUUAAUGUUCAGUCUAUCAACUGGAGAUCUCUUACCGAAUCCAGAUUUGUUGAUGUGGCUGAGCUUCUAUCUCACCAAGAGUUUCGGAUCAGAUGCAAGAUUGAAACUCAAAAGUUGUCACCAGAUACAGAUUAUGCAUGCCAUCUCAUAUUCAAGCUAUCCCAAAAAUGUCAUGGUCUGCAUUGUCCAGUAAAAGUACAGGAUGUACUCGUUAGGAAAAACAAAGAGAGCAAAUUUCUUUAUUUUAGGAUGCCUAGCCCAAUAAAUUUACACCCCACUAUAAGGGUUCCCAAACUGAGAGAAUAUGGAUUGAUGGAAGUUAUCCUGUGGGAAUUCAACUCAAGUAAGAAGCUCAUUGAUGAUCAUCGUCUUAUGCAUCUAAAGUUAAGAUGCUAUGAAGGAACUAUGUGUGGCCUUAUUGUAUGUGGUGUCGAUUUUCGACCAAUAUGAAAUGUCUAAGAAAAUAUUUGGUCAUUUUGUGUUCUUACUAAUCAUCUUUUUCUUUUUUUUUU
Molecule: messenger RNA, 4371 nt
Organism: Erigeron canadensis
Lineage: Eukaryota; Viridiplantae; Streptophyta; Magnoliopsida; Asterales; Asteraceae
Exons: 11
Coding region: 167-4309 (1380 amino acids)
Biological process (GO): protein autophosphorylation
Cellular component (GO): plasmodesma; plasma membrane
Molecular function (GO): transmembrane receptor protein tyrosine kinase activity; ATP binding
Source: RefSeq, a predicted model, not a curated record